AGUCAGACUCCAUUUUGAGUCGACAGAGCAGGAGGAGGGAAACUGAAGGCUGAGGCAGAACUGACUUCAGAUCAGAAGAUGAGUGUUUGUGUGGAGGAAGAGGAGGACAGAGCAGAGUCUGCAGCGUCCAGCUGUCUGUCUAUGAAGAGUGACUGGUCCAGAGAUAGACCUCCAUUGUUCAGUAAUGAACCUGGACCCUCAGACUCAAAACUGACUUCAGAUCAGAAGAUGAGUGUUUGUGUGGAGGAAGAGGAGGACAGAGCAGAGUCUGCAGCGUCCAGCUGUCUGUCUAUGAAGAGUGACCAGUCCAAAGAUCUUCCUCUAACCUUCAGUAAUGAACCUGGACCCUCAGACUCAAAAGAGAGGAAGAGGAGUUGCUGUGUUUUGUGUCGGGACGUCCUGAAGGAUCCGGUCUCUACCAGCUCUGGACUCUGGUUCUGCAGACAGUGCAUCACCUCAUACUGGGACCAGUCUGCUUCAUCAGGAGACGCCUCCUGUCCCCAGUCUGGAGAAAGACCCAGAACAAGACAAACAGAUGGUGGUCUGCAGGAGGUUUUAGAUGAACAUAAGAUCGGUCUGAGGAGGAGAUGUGAACGUGUGACUGAAGGAACUGAUGAACCAGGAAGUGGAACCCUCCUCAACAGGAUCUACACUGAGCUCUACAUCACAGAGGGACAGAGUGAAGAGGUUAAUACCCAACAUGAGGUGAGGCAGCUUGAGACAGCUUCCAAGAAGAAGACCUUCCAUGACGCUCCAAUCAGGUGCCACGACAUUUUUAAAGCCUUACCUGACCAACAGAGACACAUCAGAGUGGUUCUGACGAACGGCGUCGCUGGCGUUGGAAAAACCUUCUCAGUGCAGAAGUUCACUCUGGACUGGGCAGAGGGCUCGAACAACCAAGAUGUUAGUCUGGUGGUUCUACUUUCGUUCAGGGAGCUGAACCUGAUCAAAGAUGAGCAGUACAGUCUUCUCAGGCUGCUCCAUGUUUUCCAUCCAACAUUACAGAAGGUCACAGCAGAGCAGCUCACUGUCUGUAAACUUUUGUUCAUCUUUGACGGCCUGGAUGAAAGCAGACUUUCACUGGAUUUCCACAACAAUGAGGUUGUGUCUGACCUCACACAGAAGUCUUCAGUCAACGUGCUGUUGACAAACCUCAUCAAGGGGAAUCUGCUUCCCUUGGCUCUCAUCUGGAUAACUUCCAGACCUGCAGCAGCCAAUCAGAUCCCUCCUGAAUGUGUUGACAGGGUAACAGAAGUACGAGGCUUCACUGACGCCCAGAAGGAGGAGUACUUCAGGAGGAAAGUCACUGAUGAAGAUCUGUCCAACAGAAUCAUCUCACACAUCAAGACCUCCAGGAGCCUCCACAUCAUGUGUCUAAUCCCAGUCUUCUGCUGGAUCACUGCUACAGUUCUGGACCACAUGCUGACUACAGACCACAGAGGAGAGCUGCCCAAGACCCUGACUGACAUGUACUCACACUUCCUGCUGGUUCAGACGAAGAGGAAGAAGCAGAAGUAUGAUGAGGGACAUGAGACGAGUCUACAGGAGCUGAUGGAGGCUGACAGGAAGGUUCUUCUGAAGCUGGGGAGGCUGGCGUUUGAACAGCUGGAGAAAGGAAACAUCAUGUUCUACCAAGAAGACCUGGAGCAGUGUGGUCUUGAUGUCACAGAGGCCUCGGUGUACUCAGGAGUUUGUACCGAGAUCUUCAAAAGAGAGAGUGUGAUCUUCCAGAAAACAGUCUACUGCUUUGUUCAUCUGAGCAUUCAGGAGUUUCUGGCUGCAGUCUACAUGUUCCACUGUUACACCAACAGCAACACAGAGGUACUGAAGGGUUUCCUGGGACAAGAAUAUGUUAAUCCAACUCUAGACGUCUUCCUGAGGGAAGCAAUGAAGAAAUCCCUGAGGAGUGAAAAUGGCCACCUGGACCUGUUUGUUCGCUUCCUUCAUGGCCUCUCUCUGGAAUCCAACCAGAGGCUCUUAGGAGGCCUGCUGGGUCAGACAGACAACAGUCCAGAAAUGCUCCAGAGAGCCAUCAACAACCUGAAGAAGAUGAACAGUGCUGAAAUCUCUCCUGACAGAAGCAUCAACAUCUUCCACUGUCUGACGGAGAUGAACGACCACUCAGUCCAUCAGGAGAUCCAAGAGUUCCUGAAGUCAGAGAACCGAUCAGAGAAGAGACUCUCUGACAUCCACUGCUCAGCUCUGGCCUACAUGCUGCAGAUGUCAGAGGAGGUUCUGGACGAGUUGAACCUGAAGAAGUACAACACAUCACAUGAGGGACGACGGAGACUGAUUCCAGCUGUGAGGAACUGCAGAAAGGCUCUACUUUCUGACUGUGGACUCUCAGAGACUCACUGUGAAGUCUUGGCCUCAGCUCUGAAGUCCAACCCCUGCCAUCUGAGAGAGUUGGACCUGAGUGACAACUACGACCUGGAGGAUUCAGGAGUGAAGCUGCUGUCUGCUGGACAGGAGAGUCCACACUGUAGACUGGAGACUCUGAGAUUGAGGCGCUGCAGGUUGUCAGAGAUCAGCUGUUCUUCUCUGGCCUCAGCUCUGAAGUCCAACCCCUCCCAUCUGAGAGAGCUGGACCUGAGUGACAACUACAACCUGAAGGAUUCAGGAGUGAAGCUACUGUCUGGUUUUCUGGAGAGUCCACACUGUAGACUGGAGACUCUGAGAUUGAGUUACUGCAGUUUGUCAGAGAUCAGCUGUUCUUCUCUGGUCUCAGCUCUGAAGUCCAACCCCUCCCAUCUGAGAGAGCUGGACCUGAGUUACAACAAGCUGCAGGAUUCAGGAGUGAAGCUGCUGUGUGGUUUUCUGGAGAGGCCACACUGUAGACUGGAGACUCUGAGUUUGAGUCGCUGCAGUUUGUCAGAGAUCAGCUGUUCUUCUCUGGUCUCAGCUCUGAAGUCCAACCCCUCCCAUCUGAGAGAGCUGGACCUGAGUAACAACAACCUGCAGGAUUCAGGAGUGAAGCUGCUGUGUGGUUUUCUGGAGAGUCCACACUGUAGACUGGAGACUCUGAGAUUGAGGGAGUGCAGUUUGUCAGAGAUCAGCUGUUCUUCUCUGGUCUCAGCUCUGAAGUCCAACCCCUCCCAUCUGACAGAGCUGGACCUGAGUUUCAACAACCUGAAUGACUCAGAAGUGAAGCUGCUGUCUGAUCUUGUGGAGAGUCCACACUGUAGACUGCAGACUCUGAGAUGUUUGUGAUCUCAGUCAGACUGUGAGCGGUGAGGAAGGAGGUUGUGUUGGAGGAUCCGCUGUGUCCUGAUGAUCCAGAGAGGUUGAAGCAGCAGCAUCACUUCACACAUAGAAGUGGUAUUGGGUCUGUCCUAGGUUUCUGCCUUUUAACAGGCAGUUUUUCCUUGCCCCCGUCGCCAAGUGCUUGCUCAUGGUGGUACUGUUGGGUCUCUGUAAUUAAUCUUUUAAAGAGUUCGGUCUAGACCUGCUCUAUUUGAAAAGUGUCCUGAGAUAACUUCUGUUAUGAAUUGGCGAUAUACAAAUAAAAUUGAAUUAUUGCAGUGCGUGAUACUGCCUCACUAUAAUGUCAUGUCAUAUAAAAAAAUACAAAAUGUCUGACAGGAAAUGUACUUUUAGUCUUUGUCAGCGUGCACAUGUUUAUUGAGAAUGGGAUGUCUACAUGGCUGUGAGUCAGUGUGUUUGUAUUGUAAUACCUAUACUGAACAUCUUUAAUCUUGCCCUUGAUAAACACCCCCAAUAUUAAAAUAAGAUAAAAAUAAAUAAAACUAUUUUGAAACGUAA
Molecule: messenger RNA, 3762 nt
Organism: Dicentrarchus labrax (European seabass)
Lineage: Eukaryota; Metazoa; Chordata; Actinopteri; Moronidae
Product: NACHT, LRR and PYD domains-containing protein 12-like
Exons: 11
Coding region: 79-3210 (1043 amino acids)
Molecular function (GO): protein binding
Source: RefSeq, a predicted model, not a curated record